AUGAUAAACUCUACACAGGUUUCACAUUUCACGCUCGCUGCCUACUUCGACACGGGGCUGUUUAAAUACCUGUUCUUUAUGAUGGUCUUGUCUUUAUAUUUUUUAAUCCUUUGUGCCAAUGUGCUGCUGAUUGUGGUCAUCUGUGUGAACAGAAGCUUACAUGAGCCUAUGUACCUGUUUCUGUGCAGCCUGUUUGUAAAUGAACUGCUUGGUAGCACAGGGCUGUUUCCAUUGCUCCUGGUUCAGAUUCUCUCUGACGUUCACACUGUUUCUGCUUCUCUGUGUUUCCUGCAGAUUUUCUGUGUGCAUACGUAUGGACAUACAGAAUUUAUGACCUUAGCCGUCAUGUCUUAUGACAGAUAUCUUGCUAUCUGUUAUCCUCUGCAGUAUAACAGGCUGAUGACAGCUAACAAGGUCGCCAUGCUCAUUGCUUUAAGUUGGUUAUACUCUUUGUUUGCCAUUAGUGUCACGGUGUCUCUGACUGUCCCUUUACAGCCGUGUGGGAACAUCAUCAACAAAGUUUACUGUGACAACUACUCCAUCGUUAAACUGGCCUGUUCUGACACCACAGUCAACAACAUCUUCGGACUUGUUUAUAUGUUUUCUAUAAUCCUGGGUCUUAUAGUUUUAAUCCUUUACACCUACAUGAGGAUCCUUAAAGUGUGUUUCUCUGGUUCAGAACAGACCAGACAGAAAGCUGUCAGUACCUGCACACCUCACCUCGCUUCCCUGCUCAACUUCUCUUUUGGAGUUUUCUUUGAAAUAUUACAGAGCAGGUUCGACAUGAGCAGCGUGCCCGUUCCGCUGCGCAUCUUUUUAUCGUUGUACUGGCUCACCUGUCAGCCGCUCUUCAAUCCUCUGAUAUACGGACUGAAAAUACACAAAAUACGAAUCCUGUGUAAAAGUCUGCUCUCUGGGAAAAAACUGUAG
Molecule: messenger RNA, 930 nt
Organism: Toxotes jaculatrix (banded archerfish)
Lineage: Eukaryota; Metazoa; Chordata; Actinopteri; Toxotidae
Product: olfactory receptor 142-like
Exons: 1
Coding region: 1-930 (309 amino acids)
Biological process (GO): G protein-coupled receptor signaling pathway
Cellular component (GO): membrane
Molecular function (GO): G protein-coupled receptor activity; olfactory receptor activity
Source: RefSeq, a predicted model, not a curated record